CCCAGACAGACCCUGCCCUUUCCUUUCUGUCGCCCGGUCUGUGGAUUUGUUGUAGAGGAUUGGGACACUGACAAUGGGAAGCUUUCUCCACGGCCUGCUAUGCUGACACUCCACUCCCUCCUGCUGGGAAUUCAUGUUAAGUGGUUCUUUCGCCCCCUUUGAAUGUCCAUCACCAUGGCUAAGCGUGAGACAGGCAGCACCAGCCCUGUGGUCAGGCAGAUAGACAAGCAGUUUCUGGUCUGCAGCAUCUGUUUGGACCAUUAUCACAACCCCAAGGUCCUGCCCUGCCUGCACACCUUCUGUGAGAAGUGUCUACAGAACUACAUCCCUCCCCAGUCUUUGACGCUGUCCUGCCCAGUAUGCAGACAGACCUCCAUCUUGCCAGAGAAGGGUGUGGCAGCCUUGCAGAACAACUUCUUUAUCACAAACCUAAUGGAGGUGUUACAGCGAGACCCUGAGUGCAGCCGACCCGAGGCCUGUAAUGUUCUUGAAUCAGCCAGUGCAGCCACAGCAUGUCAGCCCCUCUCCUGUCCCAACCAUGAGGGCAAGGUGAUGGAGUUUUACUGCGAGUCAUGUGAAACAGCCAUGUGUCUGGAGUGUACAGAAGGAGAACACAGAGAGCAUGUGACAGUUCCUCUGAGGGAUGUGCUGGAGCAGCACAAGUCAGCGCUUAAAAAUCAGCUGGACGCUGUGCGCAACAGACUACCUCAGCUGACGGCUGCCAUUGAUCUUGUGAAUGAGAUCUCCAAGCAGCUUACAGAGCGGAAAAAUGAGGCAGUUACUGAAAUAAGUAACACUUUUGACGAGCUGGAGAAGGCCUUACACCAACGCAAGACUGCUCUCAUUACUGAGGUGGAAAAUAUCUGCAGCACCAAGCAGAAGGUGCUUCAAGCCCAGCUGACCUCUUUGCUUCAGGGCAAAGAGAACAUUCAGAGCAGCUGCAACUUCACAGAGCAGGCCCUGAGCCAUGGCAGUGCCACUGAGGUCCUGUUGGUCCAGAAACAGAUGGGUGAGCGGGUCAGUGCCCUGGCACGACACACUUUUCCCGAGCACCCCCACGAAAACGGACAUCUGGAAUGCCAGGUAGAGACUGAUGGGCUGAGACGCUCCAUCCAGAACCUGGGAGUCCUGAUCACAACAGGUGCUGUCGGCCAUACAAGUGUUGCCACUGGUGAAGGCCUGCGACAUGCACUGGUCAGCCAGCACACUACUGUCACAGUCACUACUAAAGACAAGGAUGGAGAGCUUGUGAAGACUGGUAAUGCUGCUCUGAGGGCAGAGAUUGUCUCUGCAGAGGGAGUGUGCACUGAAGCUGAGGUGGUGGACAACAAGAACGGCACCUACGAGGUUGGAUAUACGAUCCGUUCAGAGGGAGAGUUCACCUUCUCUUUGCUGCUGUAUGAACAGCCUGUCAGGGGAAGUCCGUUCCGUCUGCGUGCCGUCAAACCGUCAGAUGUCCUGCAAUCACCAGACGACGUGAAGAGGAGAGUCAAGUCCCCGAGCGGAGGAGGAGGUCAUGUUCGACAGAAGGCUGUGCGCCGGCCCUCCAGCAUGUACAGCACCACCAAGAAAAAGGAAAACCCGAUAGAGGAUGAGCUGAUCUACAGAGUGGGAACAAGAGGGCGGGAUAAAGCAGAAUUCACUAACCUACAAGGCAUCUCGACCUCUAGUAAUGGAAGGAUCGUGGUGGCAGACAGCAACAACCAGUGUAUACAGGUGUUCUCAAAUGACGGCCAGUUUAAGAUGAGGUUUGGGGUGAGAGGCCGUUCACCAGGGCAGCUGCAGCGCCCCACAGGGGUCACAGUGGACAUGAACGGGGACAUCAUUGUAGCUGACUAUGACAACAGAUGGAUUAGCAUCUUCUCCUCUGAUGGCAAGUUCAAGAACAAAAUUGGUGCUGGAAGACUGAUGGGACCCAAAGGUGUGGCCGUGGAUAAAAAUGGACACAUCAUCACGGUCGACAAUAAAGCCUGCUGCGUCUUCAUCUUCCAAUCAAAUGGGAAGCUGGUAACAAAGUUUGGAGCCAGGGGAACAUCAGACAGACACUUUGCAGAAAAAAGUUGUGCAAACAUUGCACUGGAACAAAAGCUUAGUAAAUCUGGCCCUGUUUUCAGUCCUCACUUUGUGGCCGUAAAUAACAAAAAUGAGAUUGUGGUUACAGACUUCCAUAACCAUUCGGUCAAGGUGUACAAUGCAGAUGGGGAGUUCCUGUUUAAAUUUGGUUCCCACGGAGAGGGAAACGGCCAAUUCAAUGCUCCAACGGGCGUGGCUGUGGACUCCAAUGGAAAUAUCAUUGUUGCUGAUUGGGGAAAUAGUCGGAUCCAGGUGUUCGACAGCUCUGGGUCCUUCCUGUCCUACAUUAACACAUCAGCAGACCCUCUUUACGGCCCCCAGGGCCUGGCCCUCACAUCUGAUGGUCAUGUGGCGGUGGCAGACUCCGGGAACCACUGCUUCAAGGUCUACCGCUACCUGCAGUAGAGACCCAAGGCAGCCAUUUCUACACCACUUAAAGCACUGACAACGACACAACCAAUGUAUUCCACAGGGUGCAAUGACCUUUCCAAUACAGCCUUUUGAUGUGCACAUCAGCUGAUAUAAUUAAGUGUCUGAACUCGAGUUUACCCUACUUAUGAUGUGCAUUGAAGGUUUGUUUUAAAGUUGGGUAAUGUAGCAUCCUUGGGACAAGUAAUGGACAUAAAGCUAAGGCCUGGUGUUAGAACCUGUUGGUGGUAUUAUUAAACCACAAUUUCUGUGAGACCGGACAGGGUAGGAGAUAGAUUGAAGUAUUUAAUGAGCCAUAACUUGUCCAAUGCAUGCAAUUUUUACUUUAUCUUAAUGCCUAGACAACAACACAGUGUACCCAUCAGUUGCUUUUCUCAUCAACUAGUUAAUGCUUACAGUGAAAUGAACAGUGCUACGCUUCUCCAGCAAUGAAAUGUAAAAGUUGUCAUUUACUGACAUCACAUAAAAAUGUCGCCACCAUCUGUGCAUUGAUUUGCUGUACGUACUGUAUAUACAUAAAUGUAUAUUGUGUAUAUUAGAUCACUCCGUAUGUAUUUGCUAUGAUUUUGAAACACACAGCCUUUUGGCUAUUCAGAGAGCAGCAGUCAAGGAUUCCAGGAUUUUAAAAAUGUGUGUAUGGCAGCUGUUAAAAAGUGUGCUUUCUAAACAUACUCAGCACACGCUCAAAAGAAGAAGAGUGUCAUAUUUAUUGCUAAUGUAAGCAGCACAAUAAUCUUUUUUGUUAAUAUCUGUUGUUUUAAAGGGAAAAUACAAAAUGAAAAAAAUGCUAAUUUAUUUUAUUUUAUACACUAGCUCAGCAUUUACAAAUUAUUUUUAUAAAUUGUUAUGUUUUGGGUUUUUUUCCCCUUUGGAAAUUCACACUUUACCCCUUUCCCUCAAAAGGAAAUCUCACCUUAAAGCAGAAUUCAGUAUCUCCUCUCAUCUGGACAUUUUAGUCCAUGUUUCAAAAGCUACAGUCCCAUCUCGUUUUCAUCCGGGAUGCCAACAAAUUUGGAAACUACUCUCCUCAGAAUUAAUGGCUUAAGAUAUGGGCUUAUAGAAUGAUUGUUUUGCCUUUAACAGUUUAAGAGCUUUAUUCAUUAAAGUGCUAACAACUACACACCAGAAAUAACACACAUAUCUCAGGAAAUCCAUCCAGAUUAGAUCACCAUGUCAAUGGAACAACUUUUUAUAUUUUCUUUUGAUAGUAUCAGAUUUUUUUGGGAGACAUUGGGAGCUUUGCAAGAAAACUUAAUUUAUGCAAAUGCAGAUCAGAAAUGACUGGGAUGGAAUAUGAAUUCUGUUUUACAGUGUUGUUUUUUUUCGCUUUCACAUAGGAAACAGUUACAAUAUUAUUAAAUGAUAAAUUAUUUGAUGUCAUUUGCCAGCAAACUCAUCCGCGCUUUAGAAUACACUCGCCUAUGAUACUGUCGUAAGCUAUCUAACAAAACACUGUUAGAUCUUAGUUUCUGCCUGCACUACAUCAAACCAUGACUCCCAACUGGAGAGCUACUCUGCUCUUCCUCCCCCUGGUGUUCAUUCUGUGUAAUGUCAUAGGAAAACCUGGUGCCACAGCAGAAGAGAGACCAGGUGCAGGAAGAAGGCAAAUUCCUGGUCUGACAUAAAUACCCACUGUGCUGGAUACCCAAACACCAACAUUCACCCUUCCAAGUGUAUAGAUUCUAUAAGCUACAGGACACUACCCAGUUUCUCCCGUCGAGUCAUCCAGGAAGCUGCUGUUUUUUCGUGCACCUGAUCUGUUGUUUGACUUGUUGCCAAACAGGAGCCCUGACAUCUUUAAAGAGUCAAAGGCUCACCUUUUUGACAUGUGUCAGAAGCAUUUUACCCUACGCUGUUUGUGUCACACCAAUGCAAACAAUUUUGUUUUCUCUAUGAAUAUGCACUGGUAAUAAAAGCACAUGGUUUACUGA
Acanthopagrus latus (yellowfin seabream) is the source of this 4433-nucleotide messenger RNA. RefSeq names its product tripartite motif-containing protein 3-like. Gene Ontology annotation, molecular function: translation repressor activity; ubiquitin protein ligase activity; protein binding. The coding region runs from base 163 to 2478 and encodes 771 amino acids. The record is from RefSeq and is a predicted model, not a curated record. NCBI's taxonomy places the organism in Eukaryota, Metazoa, Chordata, Actinopteri, Spariformes, Sparidae. Gene Ontology annotation, biological process: protein polyubiquitination; proteasome-mediated ubiquitin-dependent protein catabolic process; negative regulation of translation. The transcript has 13 exons.